AGAUAGAUCAUUUGUAUUAAAUAUUAAAAACAUCAAAAAGAAAAAAGAAUUUCAUCCAAAAAUAGAUUAACAAACAAAUAAUUAAAAAAUAAUACACUCAAUUCUAAAGAAAUGUCAUUAAUUUUUAAAAAGAAAUCUAUUAAAAAUGCAAGCUCUUUAUUUAAAUUAACUGAAAAGGAAAUAGAAUGGGUUAUUCUCGUGAAUAACAAGUCAUAUUACACGAUUCACUUCGUUUAUAGCGAUUUAGCUAACCAAAAGAUUCUGAAGCUAAAUGAAUUAACAUUAUUAAAAGCUAACAUAAAAAAGGAUAAUUUAGACCAUACUUUCCAAAUUGAAAACAUUGAUUUCACAAUCAAAUACAAUAAAGAUCAAAAGCAAUUUUAACUUUUGGCAUAUGGAAAUGACAUUGAACAAUAUUCAGAAGAAAAUAUUAAGAAAUAAUCUUUUCAUAAAUCAGCCACACAUAGCUAUAGUGUAGGAAAUUAGUAUCAAUAACCACCUAUAUAAAAUUAAUAUAAUUCAGCUUAGUUAGGUCGCUCUUAAACCUAUAGUUAGCCUUUGUAAGCACAACAAGCUUACUAAUAAAAUUAACAACAAGCCUUUAAACCAAAUUAAUAAUAAGUUGCUCCAUAAUAGAUGAUGCUCCCUCCUGAAAAAUAAAUUGAAAUUACAGAAAAUUUAGUCUAAAUGUUUGACGAUGUCAUAGACAGCUGCAAAUUAAAUAAAGAUGUUAUAGAUUCUGAAGACUUAAGAGAGUUAAAGAAAUCAAUUUAAAUUUACUAAAACUCUUUAACUUUAUGCUUAAACAUGAAUGUUAGUGAGUCAAUGAUGGACAAGCUAUUAAAGAUCAUUGAAAGAAUUAACAAUUCUUUAAGAUACUAUGAAAAGAUUCUUACUAGAGAAAUUGUUAUUGAUAAUAUUGAUUUCGGAGCAAGUCGUGCCUAAUUUAAUAAAUAAAACAAUGUAGCUGUUGCUCCUUAAAAUCAAGCUCAAAAUUAGUAAAAUAAUAACAACAACAAUGAUAAUCUUUUGUUACAUAACUUUUCUGAUAGUAGUAAUUCUGAUGAUGACCAAAAAGCCCCUUAAUAAAUCAAUCAUAACUAUCCUUAAUAACCACAAAGUUAAGUGCUCUUUUAUUAAAACUAAUAAAUGUAAAAAUAAGCCUCACAACAAGAAGCCUAAUCAGAGGCACUAUAAUAAUCUUAUAAAUAACCAAAUAAAAUGUUGCUUCCAAGUCUACCUCCAUAAUAAAUAAAGCAAUAUCCUCAAGUUAAGCUAAAUGAAUAAUUAUCUCCUCAGCCUCUAAAUAAUUCUAAUAAAAUUAAUAAUAUUUAAGGUCAAAAGUAAGAUAUAGAUGAUGAGAACAUGUGCAUAAUUUGUAUGAAUGAAGAAAGUGCAUAUACAUUAAUCCCUUGUGGACAUAAAAAAUACUGUGGAGCUUGUGCUGAAGAAAUGGUAAAAUAAAAAUAAUGUGCAUUUUGCAGAAAACCUUGCUAAUAAUCAUUAAGAAUAUUUGAUUGA
Molecule: messenger RNA, 1521 nt
Organism: Tetrahymena thermophila SB210
Lineage: Eukaryota; Ciliophora; Oligohymenophorea; Hymenostomatida; Tetrahymenidae
Product: zinc finger, C3HC4 type (RING finger) protein
Exons: 7
Source: RefSeq, a predicted model, not a curated record